AUGCAAAGUCUCUCUCCCCUUUCUAUCAGCAGCGUUUCUUCUCUCCAUGCCAGUACUGUCGGUUCCACGCAAUCAACCGUUCGUAUCUGUUCCCAUUUGUUUUCAGACCAUCAUCAAAGCUUAGAUGAUAUUGGGAGCAAAGUUGAUCGAACCAAUACUUGCAAGCACGUCUUUUCUCAGUCUGACUGGUACCGUGCCGAUUGGGCAUGCAAACAAGUAGAACAGCUGCAGCGCCAGCUGUGGAGACGCAGAGCGGUUAAGUUCUCUCACAACCAAGACAUGCUGUUCAUUUCGCGUCGACUAGCUGGAUGGCGUCUAGAAUCGACCGGACGAAAUCGGUAUUAA
Protopolystoma xenopodis is the source of this 345-nucleotide messenger RNA. The record is from the annotation of a GenBank genome assembly. NCBI's taxonomy places the organism in Eukaryota, Metazoa, Platyhelminthes, Monogenea, Polystomatidea, Polystomatidae.